Anthonomus grandis grandis is the source of this 1308-nucleotide messenger RNA. RefSeq names its product acyl-CoA Delta-9 desaturase-like. Bases 172 to 1233 code for a protein of 353 amino acids. Gene Ontology annotation, molecular function: stearoyl-CoA 9-desaturase activity; iron ion binding. Lineage: Eukaryota; Metazoa; Arthropoda; Insecta; Coleoptera; Curculionidae. The transcript has 6 exons. The record is from RefSeq and is a predicted model, not a curated record. Gene Ontology annotation, biological process: unsaturated fatty acid biosynthetic process. Gene Ontology annotation, cellular component: endoplasmic reticulum membrane.
AUAAAUUCGCUUCGCUGAUUAUUCGCCAAUCGAGAAGUCGUCGUUUGUUGUGUGAACGCUGCUUGUACCGGUUCGAGUCGGAACACCGUCGUCUAUCCAUGGCAUAAACUGAAUCAUACCUUAUAAAGGAUUUGAGUCUGUUUGCCUAAUUUUGUGCUUUAAAAUAACGCUAUGGCACCAAACAUCAUCUCGGUACCCACCGGGGUACUGCACGAAUGCGACGAUGAAAUAACAUCGGUGGUACAAGAAGAAAACGAACAAAAAGUACCCCGACGACCUGCGGAAGUCAAACUAGUGUGGAGAAAUAUCAUUAUAUUUGCCUACUUGCACUUGAUCGCCGCAUACGGGGUGUACCUGAUGUUCACAUCCGCUAAGAUCCUCACGACUUUAUAUUCGAUUUUGAUGUAUCAACUUGCCGGAUUCGGAGUAACCGCGGGAGCACACAGAUUAUGGUCCCAUCGCUCCUACAAAGCCAAAUGGCCCCUAAGACUCUUCUUGACAAUCUGUAACACGAUGGCUUUUGAGAACUCGGUGAUUGAAUGGGCAAGGGACCACCGAGUACACCACAAAUACUCAGAAACCGAUGCCGAUCCGCAUAACGCCAAACGUGGCUUCUUUUUUGCUCACAUGGGAUGGUUACUGUGCAAGAAACAUCCCGAAGUUAUCAGACAAGGGCAGAAAAUUGAUAUUUCGGAUUUAUACGCCGACCCAAUUAUCCGAUUUCAACACAAAUACUACAUGAUCCUGAUGCCCCUGGUCUGUUUCGUUUUGCCCGUUCCGGUUCCGGUACUGCUGUGGAACGAGACCUGGCUCAAUUCGUUUUGCAUGAACAUCCUCAGGUUCAUCUUCACUUUGCACGCUUCUUGGCUCGUCAACUCGGCCGCUCACAUGUGGGGAGAUCGUCCUUAUGACAAAUACAUAAAUCCAUCAGAAAACCUCGCAGUAUCGAUUUUGGCCCUCGGCGAGGGUUGGCACAACUACCACCACACGUUCCCUUGGGACUAUAAGGCCGCCGAACUCGGUCAAUAUUCGGUCAACUUUUCCACCUGUUUGAUUGACAUGGCCGCGAAGAUCGGGUGGGCCUACGAUCUGAAAUCGGUGUCCGAAGAUGUGGUGAAGAAACGGGUCGCGAGAACCGGAGACGGUACUCACCUCCUGUGGGGAUGGGGGGAUAAGGACCAGCCGAAGGAAGCUUAUGAAGUUACCACCAUCACUUAUAAGAAAUCUGACUAAACAACUUGUUUAUAUAUUAUAUAAAUGUUUAGUAGUCGAUUGUUUUAGUAGUAAAAUAAAUUAACAUUUACAGCA